Halichondria panicea is the source of this 1287-nucleotide messenger RNA. Its product is annotated as proteasomal ATPase-associated factor 1-like. Bases 72 to 1262 code for a protein of 396 amino acids. The record is from RefSeq and is a predicted model, not a curated record. Gene Ontology annotation, molecular function: protein binding. NCBI's taxonomy places the organism in Eukaryota, Metazoa, Porifera, Demospongiae, Suberitida, Halichondriidae. The transcript has 11 exons.
UACCAGGCAGCCACGUGUCUGGAUAGAUAUGCAACAUCAGCACACCUAGCUACUGUACUUCUAGCUGAGGAAUGAAUGCUGCAGAGGAAGUCAUCAUUGCUUCAUCCCCUUCCAUGAACAUACAAUGCAACUGGGAUGAGGUGUCCAGUAAUGGCAAAUUCUGGGUGUCCUGUCGAAGACCUGGUGAGAAGACACUCCAUGGCAGCCUGUCAAAGCCAACGUCAAAACAGCAACACGAUGGCUCCUUUAUUAUCCGAGAUCAUAACUCACAUUCCAUCACCGUUGAGUGCCCUGAGGCAAAGAUGACCACCAGAUUUGUGCGGCCUAGGAGAGUGAUGCAUCUUCACGACAAAACAUUGCUGUGCGGGGACGUGUCUGCUAGUGGUGGUUUUGGAGUGUGCUCAUCAGAGGAGGGACAGCUGUGGGUCUGGGAUGCUGACACCGGGGAAACCAGACGGUCCCUGGAGGGCCAUGUUGGUGAUGUGUACAGCUGUCGUUUCUUCCCCUCUGGUAUGGUUGUGUUGAGUGGAGGGGCUGACCUUCGGCUUAAGAUAUGGUCUACCCUCGAUGGAUCGUGCCCCAGAACUUUUGUGGGACACUCUCGAGGAAUCACUGACAUCGCCAUUAUUGAUCGCGGCAGGAAUAUCAUAUCUGUUUCCAGUGAUGGUACUGCUAAGCUGUGGGACUGUGGCUCUGGAUCUAACCUUGCCACAAUGGGCUCCACACAGUGGUCCAUCAAUACCUGCGCCCUGGGCAUGUCUGGGGUACUACCUGAGACCAGCUCGGCUCCUCCCAUGGAACCAGAAUGUGACACCGCUGGCAAGCUGCUGUUAUUGGCCUGUGAGGAUGGUAUGCUGAGGGGCUGUGAUGUCAGAAACAAGGAAACUAUAUUUUCGUGUGAGGUUGGAAAAACUGCUCUAUCUAGCUGUGUUUUUGUUAGCGAUACUCAAGCACUGACUGGGAGUGAAGGUGGAGUCAUUGCUACUGUGGACCUCAGGAACCCUCUUACACCUGUUAAGAGGACAUCAUUCGGGACGUCAUCUGUGACUUCUCUCUCACUACUGAGUGGGAACAGAGCCAUCAGUGGAAUGAGUGAUGGGAAUUGUGUGGUGUGGGGCUUAGACGAGAGUCACCUAACUGUCACUAAGCUCACUGGUCCAGAUGUCGACCCAAUCACAAGUAUUAGAGCAUCUGUUGGAAAACUGUUCACUACUUGUAGGGACAGUUGUGUACGUGUGUAUGAAAGUGCUGAUGUAUCAUAAGUUUGAUUAUAAGUGUUUAACUCAA